Juglans microcarpa x Juglans regia is the source of this 1321-nucleotide messenger RNA. RefSeq names its product 25.3 kDa vesicle transport protein-like. Gene Ontology annotation, molecular function: SNAP receptor activity. The coding region runs from base 282 to 938 and encodes 218 amino acids. The record is from RefSeq and is a predicted model, not a curated record. The transcript has 6 exons. Gene Ontology annotation, biological process: vesicle fusion with Golgi apparatus; endoplasmic reticulum to Golgi vesicle-mediated transport; retrograde vesicle-mediated transport, Golgi to endoplasmic reticulum. Gene Ontology annotation, cellular component: ER to Golgi transport vesicle membrane; SNARE complex; Golgi membrane. Lineage: Eukaryota; Viridiplantae; Streptophyta; Magnoliopsida; Fagales; Juglandaceae.
UUUUUUUAUUAACAUUCCUUCAGUAACUGUACAUUUCUCAUCUUUUCCGGCCAAUUUGAUUGUACGACAACAAACGUUCAGUACUUAAAACACCCUCUCUCAUUGUUGUCAUUCAAAUCCAAAGGAAUCCCUUCAAAAAAAAAAAAUUAUCCAAAGGACCAAAACCCUAUUUCAGCAUUUUCCUGCUCGGAUUCUGAGCAUCGUCGUCACCGUCAACCAGAUCCUCCAGAUCAAAAGCUAAGUUCAAAUGCUAUAACCGGCUGAUAAGUUGUGAGCUGAAGAUGGUGAAGUUGACGAUGAUUGCCCGUGUUACUGAUGGCCUUUUACUAGUAGAGGGACUGGAUGAUGGCCGUGAUUUGAGAGAUGCAGAAUUCUAUAAACAGCAAGUCAAGGCUUUGUUUAAAAACCUCUCGAGAGGCCAGAAUGAGCCUUCAAGGAUGUCAAUUGAAACUGGCCCCUAUAUUUUCCAUUAUAUCAUCGAAGGACGAGUUUGUUACCUGACAAUGUGUGACCGUGCUUAUCCUAAGAAACUUGCCUUUCAAUACCUUGAAGACCUCAAGAACGAAUUUGAGCGUGUUAACGGGGCUCAAAUUGAAACUGCUGCCAGACCGUAUGCCUUCAUCAAAUUUGACACGUUCAUACAGAAAACAAAGAAACUGUAUCAAGACACUCAUACUCAGCGUAAUAUUGCAAAGUUGAACGAUGAACUCUAUGAAGUGCACCAAAUAAUGACUCGCAAUGUUCAGGAAGUUCUUGGUGUUGGUGAAAAGUUGGACCAGGUCAGUGAAAUGUCUAGUCGGUUAACAUCAGAAUCUCGUAUUUAUGCUGAUAAGGCAAGAGACUUAAAUCGACAGGCAUUGAUUCGGAAGUGGGCCCCUGUUGCCAUUGUGUUUGGAGUAGUCUUCCUUCUCUUCUGGGUCAAAACAAAGAUCUGGUGAUCCAACUGACUAUUCUGAAAACUUUGCACAUUUCUCCUGUGCUUCUGGUGGCAUAAUAGUCUAGACUUCAGGUCUGUUGCCCAUCCACAUAUGUACUUGAAUUGUGUUUCAAGAUAAAUUCUAGUCUUCAUGGAUGGAUUCGACUGAGGGAACUAGUCAGUAAGUAACUUGGGGUGAUGGAUCUCUGCAUGUGGAGCCUUGAAAGAGAGACCCGUUGCCUUUAAGACCAGAUAAAGAGCCAAAAUAUAUUUGUUCAAAAUUAUGAGAAAUCUUGAAAAAAUGUUUUUUAGUUGCUACUUUUAAUAUGCUUCUAUUGACCAUUACAUUGACGUACUUUAAACAUUAUCAUAUCAACCUUCCUAAUUCAUUUGGCUUUUGAUUUU